GAGAGAGCGAGGCGGCGAGCGGGGCGAUCGCGAAAGGAAAGGCAAGUUCCAGGGAAAGUUGACUCGGACUGGCACAGCCUGCAAAAAAAAAAAAGUCGAUCGCCGGCGGGAGCAUAAAAGUGCGGGCGGCCGGGGCGCGGCGGCAGCAGCUCUUCCUCCUCUUCCUCUCCCGCUCCGCUCCCUCGCCCGCCCCGCGGCUGAGCGGCCGCAGCGGAGCGCCGCGACCCGCGGGAUCCCCGCGACCCCCUCGGCAGGGCGGCCGAGCCCCAGGGGAGCCGAGCUCGAGCGGGCUCGGCGUUUUUUCGGCUCUGAGGAGGAACCCCGCCAACCAUCAAGAUUUUGUCCAAAAGCAGACAAGAGGAUCGCCCUGCGCUGAGCCGGCUGGUGGGCAGCAGGCGGCGGCUGAUAGCGGCCGGCGCGCUGGGGGUGGUGAUGGUGCUGCUGCUGGUCAUCCUCAUCCCGGUGCUGGUCAGCUCGGCCGGCACCUCGGCGCACUACGAGAUGCUCGGCACCUGCCGCAUGGUCUGCGACCCCUACGGCGGCACCAAGGCGCCCAGCACGGCGGCCACGCCCGACCGCGGGCUCAUGCAGUCCCUGCCCACCUUCAUCCAGGGGCCCAAGGGGGAGGCCGGCCGGCCGGGCAAAGCGGGGCCGCGGGGCCCGCCGGGGGAGCCGGGGCCGCCCGGCCCGGUGGGGCCGCCGGGUGAGAAGGGCGAGCCGGGGCGGCAGGGCCUGCCGGGGCCCCCCGGGGCGCCGGGGCUGAACGCGGCCGGGGCCAUCAGCGCCGCCACCUACAGCACCGUGCCCAAAAUCGCCUUCUACGCCGGCCUCAAGCGGCAGCACGAGGGCUACGAGGUGCUCAAGUUCGACGACGUGGUCACCAACCUCGGCAACCACUACGAUCCCACCACCGGCAAGUUCACCUGCUCCAUCCCCGGCAUCUACUUCUUCACCUACCAUGUGCUCAUGCGGGGCGGCGACGGCACCAGCAUGUGGGCCGACCUCUGCAAGAACAACCAGGUUCGAGCUAGUGCCAUCGCUCAGGAUGCUGAUCAGAACUACGACUACGCCAGUAACAGCGUGGUCCUUCACCUGGAGCCAGGAGAUGAAGUGUACAUCAAAUUAGAUGGAGGAAAAGCACAUGGAGGAAACAACAACAAAUACAGCACAUUUUCUGGAUUUAUUAUUUAUGCUGACUGAUAAUGAGUAAAAAGACCCACCAAACCAGUCGAGAAACGAAGCCUGCUCUUCUAAGCGAUGGAUUGCGUGGCAAAAGUCAAUGAAACAAGCACCCCAGCAGAGUGACCACUGAACACCUCAGCAGUGGGGGGAAAUGUUGAAUGCUACCUGAUUCACAUCUGUGCAACACAGAGAAACCUUAUGUUAAAAACCACAAACCAAGUUAAGCAGAUGUGCGAUCCACUUCCGCCAAAGCAAAUACUUCCUCAUUGUUACGUGUCCGUGUGAAUGAAGUUCUGCAUAGAUCAGAUUUUUAUAGGCAAGGAAAGCCCACCUAAGGACACUGAGUUACUUCUUCAGUGUAUAUGAUACUUUGAUGUGUUAUGAUCUUGCUGCUUUAUCCAUACUUCAGCUUUGGUUCUUGUGACUUACCUGCUAACAAUGAUGCUUGGAGUCCACUCAUAGUGUGGUGAGGAAUGAUUUUACAAUAAAAGGAAGAGGUAAUCAAAAUAUACUUUCUCUCUGCAAAGAAAUUGUUUGCCUUGUACUUUUCUUACCCUUCCACUUAAAACUAGAAACUAAUCAGCUUUAAGCCUUAACUCAAUGUUUCUGUUUUGUAGGUUUACAUUAGACUUUUAACAUAAAAAUCAAACCAGUGGAGUUAUUUAAAUUUUGUCUUUCCCUUAGUUGUCCUCUAAAAGAAAAUGACAGAAGAAAUACUAUUUUCCCCUUUAGAAUAUAACAGUUGACAAACUAUUCUGUUGGACCAUAUCCCUGAUUCCACCAAAGCAAAUGGCUAAAUUCUCACUGCUAUUAGUGGAAAAGGGAUUUUAAUUUGUAUACAUGUAAAUAUAUGUUUAGACAAUUAUUAGAGGCCCACUGUUGAUGGUUAGUUGUGUAAAUAUUUAGAAAGCCUGGCAUCCAUACCAUCAGACUAAGAGGCAGAGUGUUUUCUUUGCAGCAAUUAGUCUUCAUUAGUCUUUUAGCACUUAGUCUGUACCUGGGUUCUAUUUUUAAUAAAAUAGUUAUGGAUUAGUAUAGUGCAGAUGUUCCACUAGAAUUUCAUAGGAAUACAGAUGAUCUUUAUUGUCUUAGGUGUCUUGUCUCACUGAAGUCAGUGGGAUUUUUCCAACAAAGGAAGAGUGGGAGAUCUGACACAUGAGAAAAUGCUGUCACACAGACCUUUUCCAUGGAAGCUAGUACCAGUUUGUGUAAGGUGUGCCUACGAGAUGGACACAGAGAAGCAUUUUACCAAAAAUGAUAACACAUAUGCAAAGAAAGAAGCAGAUAUUUACAUGCAAAAAAAAAAAAAAGUGUGUUAUAAUACCUAUUUUUCUCAUUCAUAUAGAUAUAGAUAUAGAUAUAUAAAGUCUCAAAGAAGCUUAAUCCAUAUAGAGGAUUAAUGGCUUGGAGAAUAAACUAAACAGAGUUACAUAGUUAUAAAAAUGCUUUAAAAUCAGUUAUAGCAGUAAUGUCCACAGAUUAUUUUUUUUUUAAUUCAGAAAAUGGAUUUAUUUGCUUUGGUUUUGGGAGUCUAUUUCUCUUAGGUUAAAACUUUCAGAUUUCAUUCUAAACCUAAAUUUCAGCAAGAUUAUUAAAUUUCUUUAGCACAGUUUGUUAUGUUAUUUAUUUUUACCUUUUGGCAAAAUCAAGGUAACAUUUCUGUAAAUCAUUAAAGAGUAACAGAGGCUACCCCUAGCAUUGCUAUUUCAUAUAUUCUGUCACAAGCAACCUUGUCUAAUGUAAUAAGGGUACAAACUUAGAUUUAUCUGCACUAAAAUUUCCAAAGUGUCUGCCACUCUGACAAAAAAGCUCUCCAGUGCUGGCUACUCAGCAAAAUUCUGAUAGGGAUUUUACACAUUGCCCUAAAAAUCUCGUUUGAAUGAGUGAACCUUUUCUCAAACAGAACGUGUUCCUCCUUCUGCUUUGAGUCGUUCAAUUCCAAACAAACGCCGAGCGAGCCCAGGCUGCUGAGAGGAUCGCCAGGCAAACUCAUCCAGGGUUUACAAGGGGACAUGGUGCUGCCAGCUGCUUGUGUAUUAUCUCACCAGAUGGGCAAUGCUUCUACCUUAUGACAAAGUGCCAGCUCAUGUCUGUGCAUUGUAGUGGUUACUCCUGUUUCAUUUCUACGAGGCGAUUAUUUCAGUACCUGAUGUGCACCUGACUUGUCUGCUCCUCCACUGUUGCUGUUGCUGGCCCGUGCACUCCCACAGCAGUGUAGCUAGAGAUUCCCUGUGUGGUGUCCAGCAGUCCUGCACCUAGAGCUAGAGAUCAUUCACAACCAGCAGUGUGCAUUUACCACGCUGUGUAUUGCUAAAGCUCAACACUACAAGACAUACAUGGUCAAAUCUGAAGAAGCUUCUGAAAUCAGGCUACCACUGCUAUUGGAUAAUGCCAUUUUUUGGAUAAAUCACUUGCCCUGGUUAAAGUUAGACAAGAGCAAAGAACACACUUUAUGUGAAAACCACAUGUAAGGCAAACAUUUCUUCCUUUUUCAUCAUAUCUUGAUAUACUGAUUUGUAAAGACUUAUAUCACAACCUUUGUUAUAACUAAUACAACUCAUUAAAACUGUAUUAUGUAAUAUA
This is a messenger RNA of Melospiza melodia melodia, 3765 nucleotides long. It is a transcript of the gene C1QL3, whose product is annotated as complement C1q like 3. The coding region runs from base 433 to 1200 and encodes 255 amino acids. Lineage: Eukaryota; Metazoa; Chordata; Aves; Passeriformes; Passerellidae. Gene Ontology annotation, molecular function: protein binding. The record is from RefSeq and is a predicted model, not a curated record. The transcript is spliced from 2 exons.